Molecule: messenger RNA, 2411 nt
Organism: Condylura cristata (star-nosed mole)
Lineage: Eukaryota; Metazoa; Chordata; Mammalia; Eulipotyphla; Talpidae
Gene: LARGE2
Product: glycosyltransferase-like 1B
Exons: 16
Coding region: 92-2152 (686 amino acids)
Biological process (GO): protein O-linked glycosylation via mannose
Molecular function (GO): glucuronosyltransferase activity; xylosyltransferase activity
Source: RefSeq, a predicted model, not a curated record
GAGGCUCCGCUGGCAGAAGGAAUAUCAAGGGUCCGCAAUGGAGCCCGCGGGCCGGGGUCGUGCCCCGCCCUGAGCGCCCCCAUUGGCGGCCAUGCUGCCCCGAGGGCGCCCCCGGGCUCUGGGGGCCGCCGCGUUGCUGCUGUUGCUUCUGGUCGGAUUCUUCCUGUUUGACGGGCGGUGGCGGGGGGCUGCUGCCCUCGACGGAGACUCGCCGGCGGACCUCGGGGACCACAACCGCUCCGACUGCGUCCCGCCGCUGCCUCUGCCUCCCAAGUGCGAGCUCUUGCAUGUGGCCCUGGUGUGUGCGGGACACAACUCCAGCCGAGAUGUCAUUACCCUGGUGAAAUCAAUGCUCUUCUACAGGAAAAACCCCCUGCACCUUCACUUGGUGACUGAUGCUGUGGCCAGAAGUAUCCUGGAGACGCUCUUCCACACAUGGAUGGUGCCGGCUCUCGGGAUCAGCUUCUACGAUGCUGAUGAGCUCAAGCCCCAGGUCUCCUGGAUUCCCAACAAGCACUACUCCGGUCUCUAUGGGUUAAUGAAGCUAGUGCUGCCCCGGGUCCUGCCCGCUGACCUGGCCCGUGUCAUUGUCCUGGACACAGAUGUCACCUUUGCCUCUGACAUUGCAGAGCUCUGGGCACUCUUUGCCUACUUUUCUGACAAGCAGGUGAUCGGUCUCGUGGAGAAUCAGAGUGACUGGUACCUGGGCAACCUCUGGAGGAACCACAGGCCCUGGCCUGCCCUCGGCAGGGGAUUUAACACAGGUGUGAUCCUCCUGUGGCUGGACCGGCUCCGGCAGGCUAGCUGGGAGCAGAUGUGGAAGCUGACCGCCACUCGGGAACUCCUCACUCUGCCGGCCACCUCGCUGGCCGACCAGGACAUCUUCAAUGCUGUCAUCAAAGAGCACCCCGGGCUGGUGCGGCCCCUGCCCUGCGUCUGGAACGUGCAGCUGUCGGACCACACGCUGGCCGAGCGCUGCUACUCCGAGGCCUCGGACCUCAAGGUGAUCCACUGGAACUCACCGAAGAAGCUGCGUGUGAAGAACAAGCACGUGGAAUUCUUCCGCAACCUCCACCUGACCUUCCUGGAGUACGAUGGGAACCUGCUGCGGAGAGAGCUCUUUGGGUGCCCCAGCCCACCCCCACCUGGGGCUGAGCAGGUGCAGCGGGCCCUGGCCCGGCUGGACGAGGAGGACAUCUGCUUCGAGUUCCGGCAGCAGCAGCUCACUGUGCACCGUGUGCACCUCACCUUCCUACCCCACAGGCCCCUGCCCCCCAGGCCCCACGACGUCACCCUGGUGGCCCAGCUCUCCAUGGACCGGCUGCAGAUGCUGGAGGCCCUGUGCAGGCACUGGCCGGGCCCCAUGAGCCUGGCCUUGUACCUGACAGACGCAGAGGCCCAGCAGUUCCUGCGCUUCGUCGAGGCCUCCGUGGUGCUCGCUGCCCGGCAGGAUGUGGCCUAUCACGUGGUGUACCGUGAGGGCCCCCUCUACCCUGUCAACCGGCUUCGCAACGUGGCCUUGGCCCAGGCCCUCACCCCUUACGUCUUCCUCAGCGACAUCGACUUCCUGCCUGCCUACUCCCUCUACGACUACCUCAGGGCCUCCAUUGAGCAGCUGGAGCUGGGCAGCAGGCGGAAAGCCGCUCUGGUGGUGCCCGCCUUUGAGACCCUGCACUACCGCUUCAGCUUCCCCAGUUCCAAGGCCGAACUGCUGGCCUUGCUGGACGCCGGCGCCCUCUACACCUUCAGGUACCACGAGUGGCCCCGGGGUCACGCGCCCACCGACUACGCCCGCUGGCGGGAGGCGCAGGCCCCUUACCGCGUGCAGUGGGCAGCCGACUACGAGCCCUACGUGGUGGUGCCCCGUGACUGUCCCCGCUAUGACCCCCGCUUUGUGGGCUUUGGCUGGAACAAGGUCGCCCACAUCGUGGAGCUGGAUGCACAGGAAUACGAGCUCCUGGUGCUGCCCGAGGCCUUCACCAUCCACCUGCCUCACACCCCGAGCCUGGACAUCUCCCGCUUCCGCUCCAGCCCCCCCUACCGGGACUGCCUCCAGGCCCUCAAGGACGAAUUCCACCAGGACUUGUCCCGCCACUAUGGGGCUGCUGCCCUCAAAUACCUCACUGCCCUGCAGCCCCGAGGGCCAGCCUGACUGCCCAGGCAGCUCUCCCCUGCCCUCACCUUGGGCUCACACACACCUUGCAGAUGCUGGAGCAGCUCUGCUGCCCCCCACCAAGCCCCACCCAGCUACUUAAGUUAUUUAAGGUUUCUGUGGGAAGGGCUGUGGUGGAGCAGGGCCGGAGGACCUGGGGGCCUCCCACCUGGACACCUCCCACCUGGACACCUCCCAUCGCUGCUGUAGCUAGAGUUCAGCUUUCCUCUGCCCCAGCUGGGUGGGGCUGGUUCACCCA